Messenger RNA from Homalodisca vitripennis (glassy-winged sharpshooter), 4750 nucleotides. RefSeq names its product glucose dehydrogenase [FAD, quinone]-like. The coding region runs from base 2 to 2071 and encodes 689 amino acids. The record is from RefSeq and is a predicted model, not a curated record. The transcript has 2 exons. Lineage: Eukaryota; Metazoa; Arthropoda; Insecta; Hemiptera; Cicadellidae. Gene Ontology annotation, molecular function: flavin adenine dinucleotide binding; oxidoreductase activity, acting on CH-OH group of donors.
UAUGUACACAGCGACUGCGUCUCCAGAUAUGAAAUGCAGAGCCUACGUUGUCUUUUUCCUUCUAGGUAUUAUGAAAUUGUCGGAAUGCAGGAGGAGCCACGUCGUAAAAAGGAGUUACACUGCAGCGUUGCCAGCAUUGUUCUUGCCACCGCAGGGAAUGGAAACCGAUUGGUCUGGAAAGAUAGAUUGUAGUAAAUCGUGCCCAAACCCGUACAUGUUCAGGGAAUCUUGCUCAUUCCAUUACGAUGACCCUGCGGCUCAGACUAUCCAAAGUCUCUUCUCGUCACUCGUUGUAGCAGACUGUGACCUGGCGGACCCCUGCGACUACCCCGCCCACUACGACCCUAGAGAUGGAGAAGAGUUCGACUUUAUCGUGGUGGGUGCAGGGACUGCCGGCUGUGUGGUAGCAAACCGUCUGGCAGAGGUGGAUGGCUGGAAGGUUUUGCUCAUUGAGGCUGGGGGAGACCCGACCAAAACAUCGGAAGUGCCAGCACUGUUCCCGUCACUGCAGAGGACUGACAUCGACUGGCAGUACAGGACAGAGCCCAGUAACUCUCACUGUCUCGGCAUGGAACACAACCAGUGCAGGUGGCCGAGAGGCAAAGUUCUGGGAGGCUCUAGCACGAUAAAUUACUUCGUUUACAUCAGAGGAAAUCCACUGGACUACGACAAUUGGGCAGCGAUGGGAUGUGAAGGGUGGAGCUACGCCGAUGUUCUUCCUUACUUCAAGAAAUUUGAAAACAUGACAUCUAAAGAAGUUUUGGCAUUACCAGAUUCUUAUAAGUAUCACAGCACCAAAGGGUUAUUGACAAUAGAGGACUUUCAAAACUACGAAGUAAGACCUUUGAUUAAUGAUUUUGCAAAAGGAAUGAAUGAACUGGGCAUCACUCCUAAUAUAGAUGUUAACGGUAGAGGACAAACAGGAUGCACUCCAAAGCAAGGCUUUUUGAAGAACGGAAGACGUAAUAGCGAAGCUAAAGCAUAUUUAUCACCAUUAAAACAAAGAUCUAAUCUUAAAGUAUCAAAAUAUUCUUUGGCAACACAAGUAUUAAUUGAUGAAAACACAAAUGUGGCUUAUGGAAUAGAAUUUAUUGACAGACAUAACAGAGUCAUUACAGUUAGAUCAAAGAAAGAAGUGAUUUUGUCAGCCGGUGCAAUAAACACUCCGCAGCUGUUGAUGUUGUCUGGAAUUGGUCCUAGAAAACAUUUGAUGGAUUUGGGUAUUCGAGUCAUUGAAGACUUACCAGUUGGUGAAAAUCUACAAGAUCAUAUUUUUUCAGUAAGUUCUGUAAUCACUCUAAACUAUUCUAAACCCGAGCCAUCAGAAGGUUCCAUGUUCGAUUUUCUAUUAGGUCAUCCUAGCGUUUAUUCUUCAGUGGGAAUUCAACAUUUUGGCUGUUACCUCAACACUCUGAAUGUCGCAAGUAAUGUCCCGGAUCUAGAGUUUAAUUUCAUCGAUUUCAAUAAAAAUAGCUUUGAUGGAUUAACUACACUAUUUGAUAAUUUCAAUUUCAGGAAGGAAACAUCUGAACCGUAUUUGGAAAUAAAUUCAAGAGCUUUUACGUUACUUGUCCGUAGCAACCUGUUAUACCCAUAUAGUCGAGGGAAGGUAUUGCUUAGAAACGGAAAUCCCAAAGAAUAUCCUAGAUUAAUUGCUGGGUAUUUCUCAGAUGAGAGAGAUAUUGACACACUGCUACGAGCCUACGACUAUAUUAUAGCAUUUAUGAAUACCAAGCCCCUUAGAAGUGUGGGUGCAACUCUUCAUGAGAUCAAAAUUCCAGGAUGCAGAAUGUUCCCGUUUGCUUCAAGAAGGUACAGAGAAUGUGCUGUGAGGCAUGUAUCGAGCACGGUGAACCACAUGAGUGGCACUUGCAGGAUGGGUCCUUCACAUUCCCCGAUGUCUGUGGUGGACCCUCGCCUGCGAGUCAAGGGUAUUAAACGUCUCAGAGUCAUUGAUGCAUCAAUAAUGCCGACAAUCCCCCGCGGGAACAUAAACGGCCCUGUCAGUAUGAUAGGCGAGAAAGGAGCAGAUCUUGUUAAAGAAACUUGGCUUCUCGGAAAUCAGAGCUGAUCCAAACUAAAGGCACAACAUUCAAAUUAGUUCAUAUGAAAUUAUAAUUAUCCUCCAAAGUUUCAAAAAUCCUCUUCUUUUUACACAGCAGCCAGCAUAAAAAUGUAUACUUAAAGAAUUGAUUAUUAAAUUUAAGAAAUAUUGUUGAUUGCUUUGGUAGGGGAUCUUCUGAUAGGUUCAGAACUUCUGAUAGAUUGUAGAUCUUUUGAUAGUUCUGGUGGAAACAGUCUCGUCAAUUCUUUAAUGGUUUUGAGAAGUCACUGUGAAAGUUUGCUACAGUUUUAUAAUAGCGAAUACCCGUGGCUUCACCUGCAGUUUCUACGCUAAAUUCCGUAUAUUUGUUUGAAUAGCUCCCACGAUUUCAGUAAUACUAUAUAACUUUUUAACUAUUUUAUGAGAUCAAUGUAGAGGAACUCCCAAGUCGAAGUUUUUAGUUUUCUAAGUGAAAGCGCUUGUGAUGUAAUAUGAUAGGGUCCUAUUAUAUUUUUAAAGUGGAAUUAGUCAUAUAUCAUUCAUCAGGUACCCAUUUUAUAGUAUUAAUGAUUAAACAGAAGCUAAGCAAAAGUGUGAGUGAGUAGUUCUUAUUUUUGGUUUUGAAUUUCUGGCUAAAAUUAAUUAUAUUUCAAACGCAAUGUUAGAGUUUACUAUUUUGCCUCAAGAAACAAUAACAAUAGACAAUUGUGUAAUGAGGCUGGAUUCAAAGUAAUUUAGUUUUUUAACAUUGUAUGGAUAUAUGUUUUAUAUUGUUAUUGAAAACAGAAAAAAACCCAAAUCAAUAAUACUAACACAUUGCAAUACUUACAUUGUGGCAGUUGCCAUCCAUAAGUAAAAUCAUAAAGUUCUUGUGUUCUAAUCCAUGUUAGCUAUAUCAUACUAAUUCCUUAGUCCAGUCUAGUAAUUACAUCAGUAUUUAUAUACCUAAUCAGUAUCGUAUACCUCGUCAGUGACAAAUGGAUGCGAUGUCACCUCGACGAUUGUCUGUCAUAAAAAUUGCAUUUAGUGACUCGUGUAUUACUUUAUGACCCAGAGCAAAUACAUUGGUUUUGCCAUGUUGCAACGAUGUUGAAAUAAGAAAUGUUGUUACUUUUUUAUGCUUUCACUCUGUAAAUGUAAACAAUAGGAAAAUAUUGGUUAAAAUAAUUAAACAAAUAGUCGUGCUGUCAUAAUACAACGUUUAAACAUAACAGUUGAAUACAUGUAACUGAGCCUUUUAACUUCCAUUACACAACUUUAGAGACCAAAAUGGGAUGUUUUCAGACCAGUGGAGCAGCCCAGAAGAAUGUACGAGAUAAGUAAAAUAACCUUCAAACAAAGAAGUAUAGGCCUAUGUUCAUUCUAGGGAUCCUACCUAUGUCCGUGUAAACUUUCAGUACAAGUGGUUAAAUAGUUUAUGCGUGGAUUCAAAACAAAUAAACAAAGGCACUUUCGCAUUUACACUAUUAUAGGAUUACGCACUAAACUCAUCUUCAUAUAUUCAUGCAAAUAAAACGCGAACAUUGAUAGUGAAGAUCAAAAGAAAUCCAAUCAGUGUUAGACAAAAAUACUUUUGAAUCAAUAAUGUAAUUUAAAUAUUAAGGUAUACUUAGCCUAACUGAAUUAGGAUUAUCUAUUCAUCCAUUAUGUCCAGCAUAUUGGAAACAAUAUUUUAGUAUUAAAUAAGUAGCUUGUAAAAGUUAAUUAGAUAGCAAGAGCUUAUUAUAUUUUUACAUUUAUUUUACAUUUGUUUCCUACCUUAAUUUAUCAAAGUAAAUUUUCAUAAAUAAAGUAAAGCUAUACUAUACGAUGUAAUUCUUUGUAAAACAAACUAUAAACAAAAUUUUAGAUUUUAAUGUUGUAACCCUAUCACAAAUAUACAUAUCUCGCAUUUUUUAAAUAAAAUUAGAACAUUUGUACUCGUACAGUGACCUGCUGUUAUAAAAUUUCCUUCGUUAAUAUCGACUCAGAUAUAAUUAUUAUUAUAUCCAGAAUUUUUAUUAAACUUCAAACGACAAUACCUAUUUAUAUAAGUGAACUAGUAAUAUAGUUACAUAUAGUGCUAGAACUUAAGUGUAAUUAAAUAUCGAUAUGAACAGAAAAAUAUAUUACAUUAUUGAUUAUAGAUUAAUAAUUAAUUUAAUUUAAUUUAAUUUAAGUUUAAUUUAAUUUAAUAAUGUAAUUAAUACUGUACUUGUUUAAUCCUUGAGAAUCCUUAAUAUUCCAUUUUAUACUCAUGUCAACUAUUUACUAAUAAUUACACUAAGGUUUUAUUACAUAUUUUUUAUGCAAUUCACAUAUUUUUCUUAACAUUAAUGCCAUUCGAUGUUUUAUUAUGUUUUAUCACUUACAUAUUGGUUAUGAAAAAAACCAGUGCUUACAUAUAGUAAAACGCAGUGUUUUAGAAACGUCUGUAGCCUUUGCGACUAAGCUAAAAAUGUUUUUAUUUUAUAUUUAUAAUUGGAAGAAUAUAUAGUCAUUAGGACAUUUUUAAGUUGCCCGCUAAGUUCAGAUAUUCUCUGAAACGCAAAACACUCGCUUUGUAGUCAGCAAUUACAGUGAGGAAUUUGAGAGAUAAGUGUGUUAAUAGUUUAUUAUAAUUUAUAACUUACAUUUUGCAUCAAAGAAACUCCAAUGUGUGAGAAAUUAAAAACUUGGAACUGCAUUUGGAUGAAAAUAAAUUUUUUAUCAAAGUAAUAAAAAUGA